Messenger RNA from Exophiala spinifera, 1401 nucleotides. Its product is annotated as 26S protease regulatory subunit 6A. The transcript is spliced from 4 exons. The record is from RefSeq and is a predicted model, not a curated record. Bases 1 to 1401 code for a protein of 466 amino acids. Gene Ontology annotation, molecular function: ATP binding; ATP hydrolysis activity; proteasome-activating activity. Gene Ontology annotation, biological process: proteasome-mediated ubiquitin-dependent protein catabolic process. Gene Ontology annotation, cellular component: proteasome regulatory particle, base subcomplex. Lineage: Eukaryota; Fungi; Ascomycota; Eurotiomycetes; Chaetothyriales; Herpotrichiellaceae.
AUGUCUACAUUGGAAGAUCUCGAUGAUCUGGAACGCGAUCAGAAGGAGCAGAAGAAGGAUGGCGACGACAAGGACAAGAAACCUCCGACGGAUGGUGAUUCCAAAGAUGCUGAGAUGAAAGAUGCCGAAGCAGAGAAGAAAGAUGAAGAAGAGGAAUACAUUGAUUCGGAAAUCCUUCAAUCUAGUACAAGAGAUAUCAUCAAUCGGCGGCGGUUACUAGAAAACGAAUUGAAAAUCCUGAAGAGCGAGUUUCAACGCUUGAAGCAUGAAGAGACGACGAUGAAGGACAAGAUCAAGGACAACCUUGACAAGAUCGAGAACAACAGACAAUUACCGUACCUUGUGGGCAACGUCGUCGAACUCCUCGACCUGGACGUAGAAGCAGAGGCUGCAGAAGAAGGGGCGAACAUCGAUCUCGACGCAACACGGGUGGGCAAGUCGGCAGUCAUCAAGACAAGCACUCGGCAAACGAUCUUCCUCCCUCUGAUCGGACUCGUCGACCACAAUAAGCUGAAACCAGCGGAUCUUAUUGGCGUCAACAAGGAUUCAUAUCUAGUCCUCGAUACGCUGCCUGCGGAGUACGAUUCAAGAGUCAAGGCCAUGGAAGUCGAUGAGAAGCCCACCGAAAAAUACACAGAUGUAGGAGGUUUGGACAAGCAGAUUGAGGAGCUUGUCGAGGCUGUGGUUUGGCCAAUGAAGGAAGCGGAGAGAUUCAAAAAGAUUGGCAUCAAGGCUCCGAAGGGUGCUUUGAUGUACGGACCGCCUGGUACAGGCAAGACCCUUCUUGCUCGAGCAUGCGCUGCCCAGACCAACGCGACCUUCCUCAAGCUCGCCGGUCCUCAGCUUGUGCAGAUGUUCAUCGGUGAUGGUGCCAAGCUUGUUCGAGAUUGUUUCGCUCUCGCCAAAGAGAAGGCUCCUUCGAUCAUUUUCAUUGACGAACUUGAUGCUGUAGGAACGAAGCGUUUUGAUUCAGAAAAGAGUGGUGACCGAGAAGUACAACGGACAAUGUUGGAACUGCUCAAUCAGCUUGACGGUUUCGCUUCGGAUGAGCGGAUUAAGGUGUUAGCUGCCACGAACAGAGUCGAUGUACUCGAUCCCGCACUGCUCCGAUCUGGCCGACUGGACAGAAAGAUUGAAUUUCCUCUUCCCAACGAGGAAUCGAGAGCGCAGAUUCUGCGUAUCCAUUCCAGAAAGAUGACUGUCGACGAGGGAAAUAUCAAUUGGAACGAACUUGCCCGGUCGACGGACGAGAUGGGAGGAGCGCAGUUGAAAGCUGUUUGUGUCGAAGCAGGUAUGAUCGCCCUUCGUAAGGGUCAGAGCAAGUUAGUCCAUGAAAACUAUGUGGACGCUAUCGCCGAGGUGAUGGCGAAGAAGAAGGACACUGUCAAUUUCUACGCAUAA